UCCCAUUCCUUGCAUUCUAGUUUUAUGCGAUCAACGGCGACCCGCGGGAUUUAAAAAUUGUUUCAUUGCCUUGCUUGUUCCAGUUUCUCGCUCUCUUCAACGCGUUCUGCGAAAUGCCGCCAUUGUUUCUUGACCUCCCCGCUCUCUCUCCAAUGCAAAAAUAGUCCAUUGUAUAUCUGCAUCCUUCACUCUCUCUCCUCUCUCUCUAUCAUUAUCUCUCUCUCUCAUUUGGAGUCUUCAGUCGCUGUUUUAACAUUGCAAGUAUCUUUUCUCUCCUCUCUUCUUCGCUUCGUUUUGUGUAUAAUAAGUGCAUUUGAUCUGGAACUUGCUUCGAUCUGCAGUAUUAUGAACGUUAAAAGUGAUGGUUUGAACUUGACCUUUAAGUCCUCGCUUUUCCUUUGAAGUGACGGUUAGUUUGUGUGUUUUGAUUUGUUUUUGUUUUCUUAAUCUCCAGUAUCUCCCCUUUCGUCUCAAGUUUUUGAAAUGAGUUGAGUGGGGCAGUGUUUGUCUGAUUGUAAUGGAGACUGUGAUUACGUUUCACUGCUCCUUAUUUGCAAUGAAAUUAGGUCCGAUGAGCAUAAAUUGGGCUGUAAAUCUUAAGUAAUUUGAUCGCAAAUUUGAAACCCUUUAACUUCAAUUAGAGUUGGAGUGAUUUAAAAUUUGUUUGAGUUGAUUGUUAUAAGUUGUUUUUCAUGGAUAAAGUUCUUGGUUUAGAGCUCUGUUUUCUCGGUCAGAGGCAUUUGAUACCACGCGUGUUGAUCAUUAGUUGCAGAGAUGAAUCAUGACGUUCCCUUUGCUGCUAUUUGCUUGUUUCUUGUUUAUCCGUUUGUGGUUACUGAGAAUAUGACGGUUCUUUUUUUUUUUCUAUGAAAGUCAGGUGAGUAUUAUGAUAUGAGCAUUUGGUGAACUAUAGGAUUUCAUGACAUGGUCUUCAAGUUUUGACUUUAAAGAUUUUUAUUUAAUAUCUAAGAAUUCUCUACAAAUCCUAUGUUAAUUGAUUGAAUUGCCCCGUCCUCCUGCUUUAUGUCUUAUUUGAGAUGCAGUAUUGCAUUUAUGGUGCUUUGGAUUUAUAAGCUGUGAAAAGAUUUAAAGGUUCUAGCCUGUUCCACUAUUCCUUGAUCAUGUGAUGCAGAUGAUCUGCACUUUUUGUUCAAUCCAAUCAGGAAGCGAUUUAAAUCAGAAGAUUAUUUGAAAAUCUUUUUGAUUUAUUUUUAAUUGAUCAGAUUUCCAAAUUUAAGACUUAAUUCAACAAUUAGGUGUCUUCUUUGAAUUAAUAUUAGGUGUACAAAUUGUUGUCUUUGGAUGAAUAUUUAAUCCUGGAUUAAUUUUUUUAUUUUUUAUUAAAAUCUUGGUAGUAUUUUUUGUUCAGCUGGGAGAUUAAGGGAUUGGGUGGUAUUGGGCAUUUCCUGGAGAUAUUGAGCUGUUCAUUUGAUGGAUUUUGGCCCUCCAUGAGAAUGUUUUGUUGAACUUAUCGAACAUGACCGCAUUAAUGGUUGUCUACUCCAAGAUGCUUUACGAAACUGUUUGGAUGCAAUUCUUCUGAUCAAAUUCAGUUACACUCUUGUGUUUUAGUCCCUAUCUCUGUGUGAGAAAUCACAAUUUACAAUGCACUCAGAUCCAUGUUUCAUCAGAUUUUCAUGGUUACGCCAAGAAGUAGAUGCAUAUGAGUCUAGUAUACAACCAUGAUGGACUAUGGGUUGGGUAAUUUCAGGCUAGUGUGAUAUUGCUCUUGAAGAAAUGAAAGGAGAGUCUUGGGGAUUGAUAAUUGGGAUUUCUAUAGGAGUUAUUAUUGGAGUGCUCUUGGCUAUUUCGGGUUUGUUUUGCAUUAGGUACCGCAAGAAGCGGGCACAGAUAGGAAACAGCAGUUCACGGAGGGCGGCAGCUAUCCCCAUGCGUGCCAAUGGUGAGGACUCAAGUGUGAUGCUUUCAGAUUCAACAAUUGGACAGGAGUCACCAAAAUUUGCUCUUGAAAGUGGACGUCCUUUAUGGCUGGAAGGACCAAAGAAGAAGAAUUUUACCUCAGUCUCUGGCAUACUAAAAUAUUCAUACAAGGAUCUUCAAAAAGCUACAUGUAAUUUCACCACAAUAAUCGGCGAGGGGGCCUUCGGUCCUGUUUACAAAGCCCAAAUGGCAACUGGUGAAACUGUGGCUGUUAAAGUUCUUGCUACAAAUUCUAAGCAAGGAGAAAGAGAGUUUCAAACUGAGGUUCUUCUCCUUGGGAGGUUACAUCACAGAAACCUUGUAAAUUUGGUGGGAUAUUGUGCAGAGAAAGGUCAGCACAUGCUUGUGUAUGUGUACAUGAGCAAUGGCAGUCUUGCGUCUCAUUUAUAUAGUGAUAAAAAUGAACCCUUGAGAUGGGAUUUGAGGCUGCGCAUUGCUCAAGAUAUUGCACGGGGUUUGGAAUAUCUUCAUGAUGGGGCUGUACCACCUGUUGUACAUCGGGACGUCAAGUCUUCUAACAUCCUUUUGGAUCGGUCCAUGAAAGCUAGAGUGGCUGACUUUGGGUUGUCUCGGGAGGCAAUGGUUAACCCUCAGGCAUCUAAUAUUAGGGGGACAUUUGGCUAUCUUGAUCCUGAAUAUAUAUCAACAAAGUCCUUCACAAAAAAGAGCGAUGUAUAUAGCUUUGGAGUGCUGCUCUUUGAACUCAUCACAGGCCGUAAUCCUCAACAGGGUCUCAUGGAAUAUGUCGAACUUGCAGCAAUACAUAGUGAAGGAAAAAUUGGAUGGGAAGAAAUAAUUGAUUCUCGGUUUGAUGGGAAUUACGAUGUAAGAGAAGUGAAUGAAAUGGCCGCGCUUGCCUACACAUGCAUAAACCGGAUGCCGAGAAAACGGCCCGCAAUUAGGGAUGUUGUUCAAGUGCUGUCUCGAAUAACGAAGCCCAAAAACUGCCGCAAGCAAAAUCGCCAAGCCUUGUCUGCUAUGGCUGAGGAAACUUCAAUUGAUAUUGAGUUGGAAAAUUUGGAAUAUCAGAUACCAGACAAAGAGAAGGUCGAGAGAGAGGAUUCCUUCGAUAGCACUGCUGAUCGGUCUGAAGUGUAGAUGGUGUGCAUCCUUUCCCCUAUCCUUUGUUCUCGGUUUCUAUAUCCUUUUUUUUUUUGCAUUGUGUUGGUGUACGUAUUCUAUGGUCAGCAUCAUGUUGAUUGAAUCAAAUUUGCUGAAGUUUUGGGUGUCAAUGUUUCAUGGUGUUGGGGACCCUCAAUGUAAUAUAGUCAUUUUUGGGGGACAUUUUUUUCAGUUACAAUGAAAAUGUAAAAACUUUU
This is a messenger RNA of Amborella trichopoda, 3260 nucleotides long. It is a transcript of the gene CRLK1, whose product is annotated as Protein kinase superfamily protein. The record is from RefSeq and is a predicted model, not a curated record. Gene Ontology annotation, biological process: protein phosphorylation. Gene Ontology annotation, molecular function: ATP binding; protein kinase activity. NCBI's taxonomy places the organism in Eukaryota, Viridiplantae, Streptophyta, Magnoliopsida, Amborellales, Amborellaceae.